CUUUCUUGGGAUCGUGUUCAAGGGCACAAUUGUUUGGGUAGGGGUUGCAACUAAUAAGGUCGUGUGAAGCAGCAGACGUAAUUUGAAGAAAAUUUGAAGGAACAAAUGGCUUUAGCUGGCUGCCCAGACUCCUUUUUACAUCUUCCCUAUCGGAUAGACAAUGUAGAUCAGACUUCAGCUCAUGGUCGGCGGGAUCUGGUGGAACCGGGAUUCCAAGAACCGUCUAACCGCAUCGCCCUAAAUCACCAAGAUGAUGAUGUGGACCUAGAAGCUUUGGUAAAUGACAUGAAUUCCUCAUUUGAGAGCUUGUACUCCACGUGCAGCAUGCAGUCAGAAACCACUCCGCUCCUUCAGAAUGGCCAGCUCAGUCGCAGUCAGUUGCCAGCCUCAGGACCCAGCUCCUUGCAGCCCGCAUCCCCAAGGCAGAAGGUGCAGCGGUCACAGCCAGUGCGCAUUAUGGCAGUCAGACGUCUGCAGGAGGAAGAACAGCAGUUCAGAACGUCAUCUUUGCCAGCCAUACCAAACCCGUUCCCAGAACUCUGUAGUCCUGCAAGCUCUCCGGUGCUGGCCCCUGGAUCUUUACCUCAGAGUCAACCUGCUAGUAAACAUGAUGUAAAAGUCUUUAGUGAAGAUGGAACAAGCAAAGUGGUGGAGAUUCUAGCAGACAUGACAGCCAGGGACCUCUGCCAGCUGCUGGUUUACAAAAGUCAUUGUGUGGAUGAUAACAGCUGGACUCUAGUGGAGCAUCACCCUCACCUAGGAUUAGAGAGGUGCCUGGAAGAUCAUGAGCUCAUAGUCCAAGUCGAGUCCACAAUGGGAAGUGAAAGUAAAUUUUUGUUCAGGAAGAAUUACGCAAAAUAUGAAUUUUUCAAAAAUCCCAUGAACUUCUUUCCAGAGCAAAUGGUUGCCUGGUGCCAGCAAACGAAUGGCAGUAUUCCACAGUCACAACUUUUGCAGAACUUUUUAAACUCCAGUAGCUGCCCUGAAAUUCAAGGUUUCUUGCAUGUGAAAGAGCUGGGUAGGAAAUCAUGGAAGAAAUUGUAUGUGUGUCUGAGGAGAUCAGGACUUUAUUGUUCUACAAAAGGAACUUCAAAGGAGCCAAGACAUUUGCAAUUGUUAGCUGACCUAGAAGACAGCAAUAUCUUCUCGUUGCUAGCUGGCAAGAAGCUGUACAAUGCACCUGCAGACUACGGUUUUUGUAUAAAGCCCAACAGAGUGAGAAAUGAAACUAAGGAAUUGAGGUUGUUGUGUGCUGAAGAUGAGCAAAGCAGGACGUGCUGGAUGACUGCCUUUCGACUUCUCAAGUAUGGAAUGCUACUGUAUCAGAAUUACAGAAUUCCCCAGCAGAGAAAAGCCAUGCUUCCACACUUUUCCACUCCAGUAAGAAGUGUAUCUGAAAACUCACUAGUAGCAAUGGAUUUUUCGGGGCAAAUAGGAAGAGUUAUUGAAAAUCCCGCUGAAGCACAGAGUGCUGCCUUGGAAGAAGGACAUGCUUGGAGGUGUCCAGAGGAAAGUUGAGGGGGAAAGCAGACCCACCAGAACUUUACUGCCAGUUUGCAAAACCAGUCUCUGAGGAGGAAUAUGUCAAAUUAAAUGCUUCCCCACAUGGAAGAGGCUGGGGCUCUGACUAAUGGCU
This is a messenger RNA of Nothoprocta perdicaria, 1636 nucleotides long. It is a transcript of the gene GRB10, whose product is annotated as growth factor receptor bound protein 10. Gene Ontology annotation, molecular function: insulin receptor binding. Gene Ontology annotation, biological process: negative regulation of insulin receptor signaling pathway; insulin receptor signaling pathway; negative regulation of Wnt signaling pathway. The record is from RefSeq and is a predicted model, not a curated record. The transcript is spliced from 14 exons. The coding region runs from base 106 to 1518 and encodes 470 amino acids. NCBI's taxonomy places the organism in Eukaryota, Metazoa, Chordata, Aves, Tinamiformes, Tinamidae.